AUGCAGCUAUAUCUAAUCCGCCAUGCCGAAACAGUACAUAAUGUUGGAAGAGUCCUCGCAGGCACCACUGACUCGGCACUGACUAGCCAUGGGAUGGCUCAGAUCAAUUGCCUUGCUCAGCAUUUCGUCUCCACUUCAACCAAAUUCACGACGGCGUUCUCUUCAGACUUGAGUCGAGCAAGGAUCACAGCGGAAGGGGUCUGCUACGCACAAGUUUCACCCAGUGGAACACAGUUGCAACCGAUAUUGACUCAGAGUUUAAGAGAGAAAGAUUAUGGAUCAAUGGAAGGCCGCUUCUGGAAAGAGUCUCCUCCUUCACCAAGGCCACGGGACUGGGUCAUCCCCGAGUCAAAAGAGUCGAUGAGAAAGAGGGCUAAAAGCUUUUUCGACGAACACCUGCUCCCAAUACUGAUGCGUGACCCGAACGGCCGUCAAAACAUCGCAGUCGUUGCCCACGGCAUUAUCUUGCAAGAACUAUCGACAUAUUUAUUUGAGAUAUUCAAUCCAGCGGAUAUCAAUAUGACUACGCUUCAUAGGAGGCCUGUAUGGUCAAACACCGGCUACAUGACGAUACUGAUUACCCCAACCCAGACAGAAAGAACCGUGCUACCUACUGUCAUGCCGGGCUUUGCAUUUGUGGUUCUCAGUAUUGACGACAAGAAACAUCUUGCCAAUCUCCAUCGCACUAGGGGUGGCGUUGGAACCGCCGCACAUGACGUGAAACAAAGAAAGAUUGAUCAAUUCUUCCGAUAA
Messenger RNA from Penicillium robsamsonii, 753 nucleotides. RefSeq names its product phosphoglycerate mutase. The transcript has 2 exons. Gene Ontology annotation, biological process: fructose 1,6-bisphosphate metabolic process; negative regulation of programmed cell death; negative regulation of glycolytic process. Bases 1 to 753 code for a protein of 250 amino acids. NCBI's taxonomy places the organism in Eukaryota, Fungi, Ascomycota, Eurotiomycetes, Eurotiales, Aspergillaceae. Gene Ontology annotation, cellular component: cytosol. Gene Ontology annotation, molecular function: fructose-2,6-bisphosphate 2-phosphatase activity. The record is from RefSeq and is a predicted model, not a curated record.